GAAAGAUUCGGGUCGAACCCGAGAACCCGGGCGGUGGCAUGUCGGCAAAUUAUGACCAAAUGAGCAGCAAUAGAUGUAAAGCAACCGAAACGACGUGGACAUUUUACUGACUAUUCCCUCUGUUCUGUCUCUCCCAUCUCCCUUCCUUUCUUCAGUCUCAAAUCUCCUGAGUUUACUCUUCAAAGUUCAAAGCAACAGGGAAAACGGAAAUCAACAAUGGCAAUGAUUUUAUGGCUUCUUUUGUCUCCUUUUCUUUUCCUCUCUGUUUCUGCUAAUACUCAAACCAAAGUAACUGACAACCCUGCGGAUGAGUUGGUGGCUGCGCUUAAUGCCAAUAGAACGGCACACAAGUCUUCAUCUCUCACUGACAACCCGGGCCUUGCCUGCAUUGCUUUGCAAUAUAUAAAAGCAUACCAAGGUGAUUGUGAUGCUGUAGGAGGGCCUGAUGCCAAGAAGCCUGCUGAUUCUGAAUUUGCUGAAACUUUUGCCCCAGACUGUGGUGUUGGUGCCUCAAGCCUCUCUCCAAUCACUGGCCGUUUACUUGGAUGCCAGUCCAAAUAUGUCCAGCCUCCUGAAGCAUUCUCAAUGUUGAUGAAAAAUGAGAAGAGUUUGGAAAUUCUCUACAAUAAGAACCACACAGAAGUUGGGGCUGCUGUGACUGGCACAGAUGGUGGGGCUCCCUAUUUCUGGUGUGUGCUGUUCAGCAGUGGUAAGCAAAACAAUAGCUUUGUUCUAGAAGGAGGUGUGGCUAAAAUUACGAGACCUGGAUGCUUUAGUGGCGCUAAUGACGAAUGCAGCGGUGCUGAUGAUUCAUCUCGACCUGGUCAUGUGUGGCUGUAUGCUCUUACAGCUUUCAUUGCUAUGGGAUAUGCCUUCGGGUUAUAAUCAUAUCCCUUAGCAUAUGAACUGUUUUCCUCUUGAUUGUUGAUUCUGAGGCACCCCAUUGCCUUGAAUAGCUUGGCCUCUGUAGGUGUUUUUUUUUUUUUGUUAUAUCAUCAUAAUUUUAUUGAUUACUUUUUCCACUUUGAGUGAGAACACACUUUAUGCCAUUGAUUCCGCCGGUUUCAUGUGUACAAUUUCAAAUGAUUGAACCUAUUCAAUUAUUAUUAUUGUUGU
Messenger RNA from Theobroma umbraticum, 1116 nucleotides. RefSeq lists its product as uncharacterized. The record is from RefSeq and is a predicted model, not a curated record. NCBI's taxonomy places the organism in Eukaryota, Viridiplantae, Streptophyta, Magnoliopsida, Malvales, Malvaceae.